This is a messenger RNA of Anisakis simplex (herring worm), 273 nucleotides long. Lineage: Eukaryota; Metazoa; Nematoda; Chromadorea; Rhabditida; Anisakidae. The record is from the annotation of a GenBank genome assembly.
CCGUCUCGAUUCGUACGAAACAUGUGGUAUGAGCAGUUAUAUUCGGGAGCAAUAACGAUAUUCUUCGUCUGGGGUGCUUGCCUGAUGUCGUAUCCUUUCAAUCGUCUCGAUGUUCACCGUGCUUACCGACGAAAUUACGGAAACCUCGAAAGGUUAAUAUGCCAUUUUACUACUUUCAAUAACAAUUUCAGGAUUCAACUAAGUCAGCGUGACCAUCGUUUGACAGGAAAUCAAUAUGUCAUCUCCGGACUUAAUGCAAUUCCCGAUGCAUGA